Nematostella vectensis (starlet sea anemone) is the source of this 3332-nucleotide messenger RNA. RefSeq lists its product as uncharacterized. Bases 80 to 2845 code for a protein of 921 amino acids. The transcript has 22 exons. The record is from RefSeq and is a predicted model, not a curated record. Lineage: Eukaryota; Metazoa; Cnidaria; Anthozoa; Actiniaria; Edwardsiidae.
AAUAACAAAGAUAAGGCCUGGUCACUCAAAUAACCUUUAGACCCAGUCUCUCCUCAUUCUAAAACAACAACAUGACAAAAUGGCGGCCCCCUUGAAACUAUUUACACUAGCAACAAGCGUUUUACUAAAUUCAAUUACUGUUGCAGGAACUUUAAAUCCCGAAUAUCGCGGCAAAACAUUGGUCGAGUUUUCAUGCUCCCAGCUUUCUUCCCGAAUUUGGAAUUCAGCUGAGAAAAAACCUAUAUGCAUUCUCUACAGAAACACCGUAAUCGGAGCUACAAAGCUAGAGAAGUUUCUCCUUAAGUUCAUACAGAAUUUGCCGCGUGAGAGCUCAAUCAAUGACUGGAGUUUUGGAUACUUGGACUCGACCUGUGACUCCCGGUCCCACUCCCACCACUUUGGGAUGGUAUCAUCUUUGCAAUGCCACAUAGGUGCAUCCAAGCCUGUGAUCUAUUCACCACAGCCUGCCCAACAGCCCUCUGUGAGGUCAAUCAGGAGGUGGAUAGGGCAUGUGGAAGAAGAGUUCCUGGAAAGAAUACCGCCCAUUCAGACAAGGGAGCUGUUUGAAUUCUUUGCUCAGAGAGAUGGUAUCUCUGUGGUUGGUAUUCCUGGCUUAUUAUAUCACCAGACCCUGGAAUAUACUCUGAAAGAGGUGGCAAGUAAAUGGGGUUCUUCUGUUAAGAUUUGGAUGAUUUUACCAUGGAUGGAAAAUGAAAAGGACGUUGUGGACACAUUUGGGCUGAGAGAGUUUCCUGCAGUUUUGUUAUUUGAUCACAAAGUUUGGAGAGAAAGCAGAAGCCCUGUGUGCAAACUUGAAGGACCGCUUCAUACUAGAGCCACUCACAUCCAACUGGAGCUGACUGUUAGACAUAGCAAGGCUAUAAUUUUGAAUAGGGAAAAUUUUGAGAAUGAAGUUCUUGAGACGGAUGUUCCUCAGACACCUAUAGCUGUGACAUUCUAUUCAGCUCGAGACCCUGGUUCUCUGGACUACCUUUAUGUUCUUGAGAUGACGACCAAGAAGUUCACUACUAUUGACUCAUCCUUCAGAUUUGGGUUGUUGAACCUUGUUAACAAUAGUCAAGUGAUCGAGAAGCAUGUGGAUGCAUCCCUUGUAAAGUCUAUUCCUUUUACCAUUGUAUUCUGGCAGGAAAGUAGUCCAAUGGACUACAGUGUAAAGCAAAUGCUAUUGGAUAGAGCCAUGCCAGUGGCUCAGGACUUGUAUAAUUUCCUGAUAAAUAACAGCAUUCCACUGUCUACCACUUUAGACAAACCCUGGAUCGAUGAGAAGGAUUUUUGUGAGCCACACCUUGCUACACAGUGUAGGGCAGAUGAUAACACUACACUGCUCUCCCUCGAAGGCAAAACAUUGUCUUAUGGACCCUCCCCUCCCCCGCUCACAUGGAAUGUAAAGUUACAUGUGAAGCAGAAAAGAAGGCCGCGCCCACACACCAUCCCAUACCUUACUGAUACCACAUGGGCUGCUGUCAUAGAGCACUCUGUUCAACCACAGAAACCAGCAUAUACAGCAUCCACACACCAGGCACCAACAUUCUCUGUGACUCUGGUCGUCUUUAUAAGAGAGGGCUGUGGAUAUUGUGACAAAAUAAUCACUCCGCUUGAGGAAAUGUCCAAGUCACUCAAGAUGGUCGGGGCGUCAAUGUAUCUCAUGAACUGCACAACUCAGCCAAUUAGCUGCAACAAGCAGGGCAUCACAGGGUACCCAACAAUAACAGCCUACCGGAGCUUGAGUUGGGAAGCAUCUGAACGCUGCUUCCCACCAAAUCACACUUCUCACUAUAUACGUAUGGAUUACCAUGGCCCUGUUAUGCCGAAUCAUAUCUUAGGAUGGCUAACAGGAAUCAAACAUCCAGCCGUCAACAAGACCUUUUUCCACGAUGAGAUGCCAACAGAUAUUAAGUCAGAUGACGUUCGUCUUGUAGCUACUGUGUACACACGUUCCCUGGCGCGCCGCUACCUGCCCUCUAUGCUCUAUAACCGGUGGUACCCGUAUGAAUGCUACAACCUUCUGUGUGAACUUCUGUAUGGCGCCGUGCCGUGCUAUGCUCUAUACACUAGGGACGUCGUGGAUUAUCUUAGCACGUCUAAAACGGACGAGAAAGAGCUGAUUGUUUCAAAGCUGGUGAUGGAGCGUAUUGACGGUGUCCGUGCCAGGCUGUUUGAACUCGGCUAUACUCUGGAGUCUACCAUGAACGACGGCAGUGACACCCGUCUGCACCAGUUCCACCACGCCCACAGGUAUAGGAUACCUGCUGGCUUCAAGUGCGAGGACAGUCAUGCAACUUGUAACGACAUCGUGCUCCAGUUCGUUAUAGAUCACAAGAGGCUGCCAAUUACACACAUUACUGCCACUACUCUCCAUACAAGAACCGGCGGAUCCUCUGAUCAAAACGAUCACAUCUUCAACCAAGAGCUGCCUGUCUUACUGGCCCUGGCCCAUAGAACCAACAUCACUCGGGAGGCCACUUUCUUUAAGGAAUUGACGCAAGCGGCGUAUUCCUUGUAUCGUGAUCUGGUUGUGGUCACACUUGACGUAGACGAGUUCUCAUUCUGGGCGCACAACUUUGUACCUAAAGGUUACCACGCCCAACACGCCUUUGGGGACUCGUCUGUUCCACCGCCCCUAUACCGUUAUCCUCGACUGUGUAUCGUACGCUGGGAUGACCACCAGCAUGCUGCAUUCUACCCACCGGCAUCUGAACUAGAAAGACUGGGAACUAGGGUCCAGGCCAGGCUCGACAGCAUAGACUACCAGCAAAUCGUGCAUUUUGCACAGCGGUACCUCAAAGAACCCGGGAAGUACGUGGUCAGGACAGAGAUGUUCUAGAGGAUGAUAGACGAGAGAGGAGGCUGGGGCUAUUCCAGCACUAGACGAGGCAUAGACUCGCGUUAUACCCUCGGGAUACGGGUGAGACCCGCACAGACUCGCAUUAUACGCUCGGGAUACGGGUCAGACUCACAUAGACUCACAGCAGACCCUCGGGAUACUAGUCAGACCCGCACAGACCCACAGCCGACCCUCGGGAUACGGGUCAAACCCGCACAGACUCAUAGCCGACCCCCGGGAUACGGGUGAGACCCGCAUAGUCUCGCAGCAGGUCCUAGGAUACUGGUCAGAAGAAAUUUGAGUAGACCAGCGCAAAACCACACUCAACAUUCGCUGUCCUUUUACAAUGAGCUGUCACUUUAAUCGUUUACAAGACAUACCGAUAGCUCAAAGGGCAAGAUGCUUAAUAACGUGGUGCACGUGAUACUCGCUCAUCAGAAGCUGUUCAGGUAGAGAUGGUGUUUAUAUUAAAAUUAUUAGUACACGA